AUGAAAGGAAUGAAGGCUAUACUAGUUACUUUCCUUUUAGCAUUCGCCAUUGGUGGUGCUGCAGCAAUUAGAGCUCUUGAUGCUACGCUAUAUGUCUCACAUGGUGCUGAGACGAGGCAAGCCCAAGGGUUUGAUGCGCUUGGAGGAUUUGGCUAUCUUCCUAAAGGGCCACUUCCUCCAUCUGGUACAAACCAUGCUCCUCCUUCUACUCCAAGUGUUGGUCACAAACAAAUAAAGUUCGUUAAUCUUCAUAUGGGUUCGUCUCGUCCAAGCCAUCCGCCUCAUUCAACAUUAAGUGUUAGCCAUGAAGAAGCAAGAUUUGGCUAUCUCCCUAAAGGACCAGUCCCUCCAUCUGGUCCAAGCCAUCCUCCACCUUCUACCGUAAGUGCUGGUCUUGAAGAAACAAGGUUUGGCUAUCUUCCUAAAGGGCCAGUUCCUCCGUCUGGUCCAAGCCAUCCUCCUGCCCAAAGUGUUGAUCAUGAAAAAAUAAGCUUUGGUUACCUUCCUAAAGGACCAGUUCCUCCAUCUGGUCCUAGCCAUCCUCCUCCCUUUUAA
Molecule: messenger RNA, 555 nt
Organism: Nelumbo nucifera (sacred lotus)
Lineage: Eukaryota; Viridiplantae; Streptophyta; Magnoliopsida; Proteales; Nelumbonaceae
Source: RefSeq, a predicted model, not a curated record